AUGUCGCGAGACCCCGACGAAGUGGAGCGUCUGAGUCAUGCUGCGUGCCUCAAAGCCGCCGUACACUACACAGUGGGACGCAUCUGCGAAGACAUGGCCGAAGCAGAGGGAGGUCUUCCUGUGCAGCGGGCAACGGUGGCUGCGUUUACUGAACUGGUGCACCACGAAGUGGGCCGUGUGGCUCGCGACCUUAGUAUGCUGGCACUACACUGUCGCAGAAGCACCGUGACUGCUGACGACGUGCUGUUCAUCGCGAGAAACUCUGGCGAGUUUCACGAGUAUCUCCAGAGCCUGUUGCCCACGCCCAAGAAGAUCGACGGCAAGCGUAAAGUUUCUGCCAAGGGUCCUCAAGAAUGA
Dermacentor albipictus is the source of this 357-nucleotide messenger RNA. Its product is annotated as centromere protein S-like. Lineage: Eukaryota; Metazoa; Arthropoda; Arachnida; Ixodida; Ixodidae. Gene Ontology annotation, biological process: replication fork processing; resolution of meiotic recombination intermediates. Gene Ontology annotation, cellular component: FANCM-MHF complex. Gene Ontology annotation, molecular function: protein heterodimerization activity; chromatin binding. The record is from RefSeq and is a predicted model, not a curated record.